Molecule: messenger RNA, 2097 nt
Organism: Aspergillus saccharolyticus JOP 1030-1
Lineage: Eukaryota; Fungi; Ascomycota; Eurotiomycetes; Eurotiales; Aspergillaceae
Product: DNA-directed DNA polymerase alpha subunit POL12
Exons: 4
Coding region: 78-2039 (653 amino acids)
Biological process (GO): DNA replication initiation; DNA replication
Cellular component (GO): alpha DNA polymerase:primase complex
Molecular function (GO): DNA binding
Source: RefSeq, a predicted model, not a curated record
CCCACUUCUGGUCUUACUUACUGGUACCUCUGCGGCCUCAGCACAACGCCUGGGCUCACACACAGCUGCUCACAACUAUGGAGAACAGCACCGAAGAGCUCAAUGAGCUUUUCGCAGCGGCCGCACCAAACGGACUCCCUAAAGAUGUUCUGGCGGAACUGGAGUCGCUGCUGCGCAUUCACGCCAUCUCCGCACAGGAGCUUUUCUACAAAUGGGAGUCCUACUGCUUGAAGAUGGGACCAGAUGAACUCAAACUGGAUCUCGAUACUGUGCGAUUAUUUAAGAAGGAUGUUCAAGACACACUGGAGCGAGAAUCGCGAGGCAAAGCUGGACGCCAGACUGACAGAAGAGCGGCAGCCACUGCGACGCCGCGGGCUACAAACACAUCCGACGUCUUUGGAAUGUUAGAUGGACUCACACCGAAUGCCUCCCACGGCCGGACGCCAGCAAAACGCAAGUCGGAUUUUGCGUCGCCCUCGAUGCACAAGAUUGGACGGACAGGUCAAAACGCGUCUCCCAUGAGCACAAGCACAGCAGUCAAGACGGCGAACACAGAGGCAAUUCCGUCGAUCUCAUUCAACGAACGACAAAACGCAGGCGAGACGCUCGAGACGAUCAACUCCCACCUCUCACUCCCCGAAACACCCAUCGCACCUUACGCUGAAGCGCGGAUCAAGCCGACCGCGAACACCGACCUCAAAAAAUUUGGCUACAAGCCCAUGGCGAUGCGCUUGUCGGAGGCCUCGGAGAUCCUCGACGACCGCAUUGACGAAUUCACGGCCCUGUUCCAGAAGCAAUACGAGUCCGACGAAAUCACAUUCGGUAGUGCAGCAACGCAAAGUACGAGCGAGAUUGUGGCGGUAGGCCGCAUCGCAUCAGACAGUAUGGAGGGCAAGCUGAACCCGGCGUCGCUCGUGCUCGAGACGUCGCGACGGACGGGCGCUGGCGUGCGGGUUCCACUGAAGCUCGACUCGGUGCCCUCGGCCAACUUCUUCCCGGGGCAGAUGGUGGCCCUGCGCGGGAUCAACGCCUCGGGAAACUACUUUUCGGUGAAGGAGGUGCUUCCCACACCUCUACUCCCACCGGCAGCGUCCUCGAUCGUCAACAUUGAGAACAUCAACGAGAGACUCGAUGCGGCCGGCUCCUCCCCGCUUAACAUCCUCCUCGCCUCAGGGCCCUACACGGCUGACGACAACCUCGCAUUCGAACCACUGAAGGAGAUCUGCCGCAAGGCCGCCGAGAGCUACGCCGACGGGGUCAUCCUGAUGGGACCUUUCUUAGACGUGGAACACCCUCUCCUAGCCUCGGGGGAUUUUGACCUUCCCGAGAUCCCGGGUCUUGACCCUGACACAGCAACGCUGACGACCGUCUUCCGACACUGCGUCGCCGCCCCGCUGCAGCGGCUGGCGCAGGCGGUACCCAGCAUCACAAUCGUGCUGGUGCCGUCAGUGCGCGACGCGGUGAGCAAACACGUCUCCUGGCCGCAGGAGCAGCUCCCAAAGAAGGAACUCGGCCUGCCUAAGCAGGCACGCAUGGUGUCGAACCCAGUGACGCUGUCGCUGAACGAGACGGUCGUCGGGAUGUGCUCGCACGAUGUGCUAUACGAGUUGCGGCGCGAGGAGGUGCUGCACGGCAAACCGAAAGAGGGGAACCUGCUGAGCCGACUGCCGAAAUACCUGAUCGAGCAGCGACACUUCCACCCGAUGUUCCCCCCGACGGCGCGAGAGAUGCUUCCGCGGCCGGGGACGGAGACGGGGCUGGCGACGGGGGCGAUGCUGGACGUGAGCUACUCGAAGCUAGGCGAGUGGUGGAAUGUGCGGCCGGACGUGUUGAUAGUGCCCAGCAUGUUACCGCCAUUUGUCAAGGUGGUCGAGAGUGUCACAGUGAUCAAUCCGGGGACGUUAUCGAAACGACGAGCGGCAGGGACGUAUGCACAGCUGGCGAUCCACCCACGGACGAUCAGCGCCGAGGAGCGAGACCAGAAGCAGAUCAGUCAUAAGCUGUAUGAACGGACACGCGUGGACAUCAACCGGAUAUAACGAGCAUGAAGAAGCCUUAUGAAUGGAGCUUGCAAAUAAACCAUAUUAUUGGGAAUUG